AUGCGCUCGUGCCUCGCCCCAGCGCUUCCGCCCCCCCCUCUGGAAGGAGGUCAGAAGACACCUCCGGGGGAGGCAGGAGAGAGCGCGGAAAGGCUGGCUCCCGCAGCUACAGCCGCCCUUCGAGCCAUCAUCGAUAGGUCCCACGACGUUCGCCCAGUACAGGCAGGCGAAGGAGGCCCUUCACGGGGUAUCUCACGAGAGCCGCUUGGCGCAGCGACCUCUUCCGCGGAUGUCGUUGCCUGCUGCCCAACUUCCGAAGACUCCGGCACGCUGGCAACCCAGGGGGGAGGGGAGGAGGAUCUGUCGCUUCGCUCCUUCUUGUCGAGACAGCUGCUGGUGUGGGGCCCCGAGCAGCAGGCGCUCCUCCCAGAUUCCUGUGUGCUCCUCAUCGGAGCUGGUGGAGCGGCAGUAGAAGCUGCAAAGUGUUUGCUGCAGUCGGGUGUAGGCCGCGUUCUUCUAGCCGACCCAGAGCCGCCCAGUCCUGCCGAGAGAGCGGCGAAUUUUGCUGUCGCCGAGCACAGUGCAGCGGCGUGCGAGAAACAGAGCGCCGCACUCCCUUUGGACGCAGACGCUACAGCCGCCUCCAGCCAAUGCAGCGAAGAACCCGCCAUCCAGCUCGCGAAACAUCCCGAGCUGCCACGAGAGCCGCUCAAGGGGCAACUGCCCCCCAAGCGGGAUACCCUGACACGCGCUGCAGUUGCGUGUGGGGCGCUGCGCCGUGUUGCGGCUCCGUAUGCGCGGGUUUCUGAGGUGUCUCUACAGCAGCAGGCCGGCGAGGCUGCUCCUGCCUGGCGCAUGCGCGUGCUGCAAUUGCUGGAACAGGUCGAUGUUCUGCUGCUCUGCGAUCGUCCGCUGCAACAAAAACUGUUUUUCGCUUCGCUAGCGCGCGAAUUGCGGAUUUCCAAGCGGCGCCUCCCUCAGGGUAGCCUCGAUCGGCAGCAGCGGAGCGCAGGCCCUCUCGUCGUGGCUGUCUGUACAGCCGGCCUUACCGGCAGGAUCGCCGUAGACUUUGGGGAUUUUUGCUUCUCGGGAGUCAACGAGGAAGCGGCUCUUGCAGCGCUCUUGCAGAAGCACGCACAGUCUCAAGAGCAGCAGCGCGAGCAGCUGCAAAAGCCACACGCCGCAGAGGCAACGUCCGUAUCUUUUCCACCGCUCAGCGAGGCUCUGAGCCUCCAAGGAGAGGGCCUGUGCGCUUCUCAACAGUCGGAGCGCGCAGUAAUUGGAGAAGAGCAGCAGUGCCUCACUGCUGCGUUUGAAGCCUUGGACGCCGAGGAGGCAGGAACGCUACCAGAGAACAACGACGCUGAGCGUGUAUCCGACGGUAUAGGAGCACAAGCGGCGCUGGAUCUGGAGAGCCCUGAAGCUCCAAGCGAUGUUGGAAGUCUAAGGAGCUGGAACGCAAGCCGUAUUACCAGUACUUCGCGAGUUGCAGCGCGAGCUGCUGCUAUCUUUCUUCGCCGAUUUGGACCUUCCGAAGCUGCACAACAGCCCUCCGCUGCUGUUGCUUCUGCUGCCAACUCGGCAGCCGCUGCAGCUACUGCGGAAGGGGCAGCAAAGGCUGGAGAGCUAGCGGUUCUCAUGGCCAAAGGCUCACGAGGCCAUCUCGCCCCCAUUGCGGCUGCGAUGGGCGCCUUCGCCGCCCAAGAGACUCUCAAGGGCCUCACACGGAGAUAUCCGCCGCUGCAACGGCCAUUCGUGCUGCAGGCUCUCGACCUUCUAGCGCUCACUGAAAACGGCGGCACCGACUCGCCAGUUGCAUCAGCCGGCGCGGACGAUGCUGCCAUAGACGCGACUGUGCUGCCUUCACCCUGGGCAGGGCAGCAGCAGCUCUUAGGCGAGGAGCUGCAGAGACACCUGAACCAUAUGCGCGUGCUGCUUGUGGGUGCGGGAGCCAUCGGCUGUGAAGUGCUCAAGAAUUUCGCUCUCAUGGGAAUUUCCACGCAGUGCCCUGGCCGCAAGACUGGCACCAGGGAUAGCAACUCGACUGCCCGUUCCCACAGUUGCAACAGCCGGUGCAGCGCCACGAGCAGCAGCUCCGCAAGAGGGGGCCUCAUCGCCGCAUUGCGUAAGGCCUACCGUGACUUGCGCCGACGCCGAGAACUCUCAGGAUCUGAGGCAGCGGCUAGAGCAAGUGGAACGAGCGCAGCAGCAGCAGGCGGGCUCUGUGAAGCCAAGCACUGCCCUGGAGGCUUGCUGUCUGUGAUGGACGGCGACGUCGUGGAAGUGUCGAACCUGAGCAGACAGGUCCUCUUCAGUUUUUCCUCGCUGCAACAGCCCAAGGCAUCUGCGGCGGCAGCAGCUGCUGCACGGCUGUCCAGCUGCAUGCAGCUGCAGGCCUUCCCCUUGAUGCUGACGCCGGAGACCCUGCGCAAACUCCCCUCGAUGUUUUUUCAACAGCAAGACUUAAUCGUUGCUGCGCUUGACUCGGUGGAGGCGCGGCUGUACGUGGACGCCCUCUGUUUGCUACACGCCAGGCCUUGGGUAGAAGCCGGCACGCUUGGCCUUAGAGGGCAUUCCCAGAGCCUUGUUCCCCACUUGACGGAGCCGUACGGCGCAGCAGCUGCGACUGCUGGCGCUCCUUCCCUGGCAGCCGUCCCGCUUUGCUCCGUAAGAGGAACCCCCACCGCCCCUCUUCACGCCGUUCAUUGGGCAUCAGCUGUGUUGCAUCAGACCUUUCGAGGCGACCUCGCAGCAGCUCAUCUGCUGCUGCAGCAGUUAGUGGAGCAGCAUACGCACCCCUCAGUGGACCGACCCGAAGGAGUCUCGGCUCUUGAUGGCCCCCCGUUUGCGGCUUCGCCGGACGCGUCAGAAGCGUCGAGCGACGCGGCGCUGCGCCUUCUUGGCAGGGCACCAGCGGCUGUCGCUGCCGCUGCUGCCGGCUCGCGGCGUCUGCGACAGCUGUUGCAGCUGGCACUCGAACUACUGACGGCUCACACAAGGAGACAGGAAGAAGUCUUGGAGGGCUGUCAUGGACAGCUCCAGCAUCCGAAGUGGCAGCAGGGGCAGUCGCAGCAACAUCGAUGCCGGUUAGGGGCCGGGGUUGUUCCCCUUUCUCCCGCACAUCUGCUGCUGGUGUCUUGGGCGCUUUCCCUUUUUGACGUACUGUUUGACAACGGAGGUCAGCAGCAGGGGGACUUACAUGGCUCGCCUUCCACUGUAGAGGACGCGUGGGGAGCUCGCGAGGCGAGUUCGUCUCAAAAGCAGCAACCGCUCUCCGCCGACCCCACCGACACAGACGUACUUGACUUUAUUGCCGCUGCCGGGCAGCUGCUGGCGACUGCCCUGCACCUCGAGCAGGCUGCACUGCCUGGGGGUGUUGCUGCCAGCGCUUCUGCAGAAGCUGCUGCGGCUGCUUUGAGGCAGCAGCAGGCAGAAGAGUUGCUUCUCCGGGGCGGUGGAGUGGGGCCUUGGAGCCGGCAGUCCGUUUCCAACGCUCUGAAGCAACUGCUACAAGCGCGUCACGAACGCACAGCUGGAGCGACAGUCGGAACUACCCUCGCAUCAGGAAAAGCAGCAAGAGGAAUUGCAGAUCUCUACUCGGCAGCCGAGGCACUGACACGAGCAGUAUCAGCAGCGGCAAAGAGGCCAGACUCCCCCCCCCUAAGGCCUCCUGGACUGCCGUCGCUCUCCGCGGAUGAGGCUGUGCCUCUUCGUUUUCUAACGGCAGCCGCGCGGCUGCGCUGCAGAGCCUUUGGGCUGUCGCCGCUUCCGGACCCCGAGGAGACGCAGCAGCUGCUUGGUCGGAUAGUUCCCGCAACUGCGACAGCUACCACUCUGGCUGCUGCACUGGCUUGUCUAGAGGUAUACCGGCUGGCAGCCCUACGCCUUGCAGGGUCGCACGGCAGUCAGGAACGAAAGCAGCAGCAGCCGCCACGAGAGCGAACGCAGCGAGCACAAAGGCGCAUGCCCGUGUUGUGGCUAGACAGAGGCAGUCCCCACGCCAGGCGUGCUGCCCGAAAGCAGCAGCAACAGCACUUGCGCAGCAGCUUCUUUUCUCUCUCAGUGCCGUUUCUUGCAGAGGCGCCCCCCCUACGCCCGCCAACCCUCCGCUUUCGUGGAGGCCGCUGGGGGGGGCAGCCUCUGUCUCCGUGGAACUUUUUUCGCUUGCGUCUUCGCGGAAGCACGGAAGAGAGCACAAGAAGCAACGUGUCAAACGGAGUGGAUGUAGGAGCAGUUGUGGGAGAAACGGAGGCAGCAAGCGCACUGACGAUCGCUGAACUGGUGCGUCUCAUAGAGACAGAUGCGGGGGUUCGCGUGCAGUCUCUGACUUGCGAGGACACCCUUCUUUAUUCGGCCCUUGAGGAGGGCAGCGCACUGAAGCAGCACUACGGUACACUGACGCCGCAAAUCGCGGAGCUGUUUGACACCCAGCCGCAACCCCAGCUGCUGCCGUUGCCUGACCCCAAGACGCUGCUCAGUGAGGCAUUGCAGCAGGUAAUUAGCAUGAAGGGACGCAGCAAGGGGCAGCAGGAACAAAACCGGCAGAAACAGCAGGAAAAGGAGCAAUUGGUUUGGGCUGUAGUUGUCAUUUCGGCUCUAGAUUCUGCCGGAGCCGACGCCCCCCUCCCCCCGCUGAAGGCUUUAAUUAAGGCCUGA
Messenger RNA from Cyclospora cayetanensis, 4596 nucleotides. RefSeq lists its product as uncharacterized. The transcript has 6 exons. Lineage: Eukaryota; Apicomplexa; Conoidasida; Eucoccidiorida; Eimeriidae. Gene Ontology annotation, cellular component: cytoplasm. Gene Ontology annotation, molecular function: ubiquitin-like modifier activating enzyme activity. The record is from RefSeq and is a predicted model, not a curated record. The coding region runs from base 1 to 4596 and encodes 1531 amino acids. Gene Ontology annotation, biological process: protein modification by small protein conjugation.